Messenger RNA from Seriola aureovittata, 2520 nucleotides. It is a transcript of the gene myod1, whose product is annotated as myogenic differentiation 1. The record is from RefSeq and is a predicted model, not a curated record. The transcript is spliced from 3 exons. NCBI's taxonomy places the organism in Eukaryota, Metazoa, Chordata, Actinopteri, Carangiformes, Carangidae. Gene Ontology annotation, molecular function: DNA-binding transcription factor activity, RNA polymerase II-specific; RNA polymerase II cis-regulatory region sequence-specific DNA binding; protein dimerization activity. Gene Ontology annotation, biological process: positive regulation of myoblast differentiation; muscle organ development; regulation of transcription by RNA polymerase II. The coding region runs from base 172 to 1068 and encodes 298 amino acids.
GUCGACAGCUGAGGGACAGAACAGUUUGUGACAGGACUCUACAUUCCCCCAGAAAACUCUCUCUUCCUCUUCUUCUUCUUCUUCUUCUUCUGUGGUUUGUUUUUGGCUGCAGACUCCCCUGUCUCCUUCACUGGAUUGUUCUUCUUCGUUGGUGUGUUGGGGGACUGAACCAUGGAGUUGUCGGAUAUCUCUUUCCCCAUCCCCGCGGCUGAUGAUUUCUAUGACGACCCGUGCUUCAACACCAGCGACAUGCACUUCUUCGAGGACCUGGACCCGCGGCUGGUCCAUGUGGGUCUGCUGAAGCCGGACGACUCCUCCUCCUCCACCUCAUCCUCCCCUUCCUCCUCCUCUUCCUCCUCCCCGUCCUCCCUCCUGCACCUCCACCACCACGCCGAGGUGGAGGACGACGAACACGUCCGCGCGCCCAGCGGGCACCACCAGGCGGGCCGCUGCCUGCUGUGGGCCUGCAAGGCCUGCAAGCGGAAGACCACCAACGCGGACCGGAGGAAGGCGGCCACGCUGAGGGAGCGCAGGCGGCUCAGCAAGGUCAACGACGCCUUCGAGACCCUGAAGCGCUGCACGACCGCCAACCCCAACCAGCGGCUGCCCAAGGUGGAGAUCCUGCGCAACGCCAUCAGCUACAUCGAGUCCCUGCAGGCGCUGCUGCGCGGCGGGCAGGACGACGGCUUCUACCCGGUGCUGGAGCACUACAGCGGGGACUCGGACGCCUCCAGCCCCCGCUCCAACUGCUCCGACGGCAUGACGGAUUUCAACGGGCCGACCUGUCAGUCCACCAGGAGAGGAAGUUAUGAAAGCAGCUCUUAUUUCUCCCAGACACCAAAAGGAGGUCUGAAGAGUGACCGGAGCUCGGUGGUCUCCAGUCUGGACUGUCUCUCCAGCAUCGUGGAGCGGAUCUCCACCGACAACAGCAGCCUGCUGCCGCCCGCCGACGGCUCCGGGUCCACGCCGACGGACCCGGCCGGCGAGACAGCGGCGCCCGGACCCGUCCACCAUGUCCCCUCUCCGACCGCCAGCCAGGACCCCAACCUGAUCUACCAAGUCCUAUAGACCCCCCCCCCCCCCCCCCCCCGGGACAAUCACAUCCUCUCACACCAUUAACACACACACACACACACACACACACACACACAGAUGAUUUUUACAAGUUAUUUAGGAUGAACUGAGUCUUCACAACCUGUUUGCAGCAGCUGUAAACUUUUUAAUGCGGUUUUUUCAACAUCCUUCCACAUCUGUUUUUAUUCCCUGCAGCUGAAGUGUGGAAGCUCCUUCCUGCCACAAAACAAACAAUCAAAAAACAAAGUUGAUUCUUAAACUUGGAAAUAUUAGUUUAUAUAAAAAGGCUUCGAGGGCUUUUAGCAACAACUCAAAAUUUUCAUCAACAAAGAGAGUUUGAUAUUUUAUAGUCACAUUUUAUAGAUUUUAGCUCCAUGUGCUGAUGAAGCUCGUGACACAUGGUCGAAAGCUCUGGAACAAACAAAAACCUUAUUCCUAAAUCUUACUUCAGUCUUAAUCCAAUAGCUGUAAUAUUAGGAAUAACAAAAACUGAUGCUUUAUUGUGUCAAGAUCGUAGGGUUUUUUCAAAAUAAAAUAACGUUUGUGGACAGAAAUACAAAAAUGAACAGAACAGUCAGCAAGUAGCUGAAGCCAUCAUUUUGACUUUGAUUGAUUAAGUGAUUAUUAUUCCAAACUUACAAUACUUUAUUCAUUUUCCUGGCAGGAAUGAUCUUCCAUACUUUCAGCAUAUUUCACCCCCAGAUUCCCUUUUCCUGUUGUUAACACAAGUGGACUAGAACUUAGAUCGAACCACUCGACUGCUGGGAAAUGUAGUUUUUUUUCUAUAACAGGUUUACUGACGAGUAGAAAUCAGUUCAGUUCUUGCUGUAUUUGUGUAUUUUUAUUUUGUUUUAAGUUAUGAAAAGUAGUUUAAGGCUCAGCUGAGUCGUUCAGAUGGAUUUUCUUCUUCUCCUUUCUGUGUAUUAGUCUGAAGGACGGAGGCCAAAAAAACCAUCCAUUUACAUUCCUCCACGUUCGUCCAUCUGAAGUCCUAAAAGCCCCAGCUGUUCAAUUCCCUCAGGGAAAAGAAAACUACAAUAAUCCUGAAAAAAUAAGAUACAAAACUGUAGAUUUCUGUAUAAAACUUUACUUAUAAAUAACAAAAUACAACUAAGACAGAUUUCUUACAGGAGUAUUGUAGUGUUUUUUUUUACCCCACCAGGGUUGAAGUAGGUUCACACCUCCUUCCUGUCCAAGUCAAAUUAAAUAGAUUUAAUUUGUUGUUUUCAUUCACUGCAGCGGAGGACCAUUUUUCUGUUUCUGUACAUAUUAUGUAAAUAAGAGCUGAUUUGUUCCAACUGAAAGUAUUAAUUAUGUAUUUAAUGUUUCUGUCUGUAUGUGCUUUGUUUGUUGUGAAAAAUGUUAAACUUUAUAUUUAUACAUCUGAAAACUGAGUGACAGUCUAAUGACAAAUAAAUGAAACUGCUUAUUUAUACAAAAAAAGAA